This is a messenger RNA of Camelina sativa (false flax), 730 nucleotides long. The record is from RefSeq and is a predicted model, not a curated record. NCBI's taxonomy places the organism in Eukaryota, Viridiplantae, Streptophyta, Magnoliopsida, Brassicales, Brassicaceae.
UCUUCUUCUUCCUUAUCUCUCGGAAAAGCCAAAGAAGAAGUAAGGGAUGGAUCGUGUGGUCUUCUUCUUCCUCAUCGCAGCCGCGUUACUAGCAGUUUCUCUCGGAUCCGGCGAAGGUUUGGAUAAUCCGAUCAGGCAAGUCGUCCCUGAGGAGAACGAUGAACUCCUCAACGCAGAGCAUCACUUCUCUCUGUUCAAAUCCAAGUACCAGAAGACUUACGCUACUCAGCAAGAGCACGAUCAUCGCCUCCGUGUGUUCAAGGCUAACCUAAGGCGAGCUAGACGUAACCAGCUUCUGGAUCCGUCUGCUGUUCACGGCGUCACGCAGUUCUCAGAUCUUACUCCCAAGGAGUUCAGCCGCCAGUUGAUGGGGCUGAAACGCCGCAAGUUUCGUCUUCCUACUGACACUGAGACGGCGCCGAUUCUUCCGACUACCGAUCUCCCCACGGAGUUCGAUUGGCGUGAACAAGGAGCCGUCACUCCUGUUAAAAACCAGGGUAUGUGUGGUUCAUGCUGGUCGUUUAGUGCCACUGGAGCUCUUGAAGGAGCUCAUUUUCUAGCGACUAAAGAGCUUGUUAGCCUCAGUGAGCAGCAGCUUAUAGAUUGUGACCAUGAGGUUUGUUUCCAUUAUCAAUCGUUGGUUUCCCAUUUGAUGUGUUUUGGUGAAGUGGUUGUCCACCUUUCGCUAGCUAUCAGUUGCAAAAGACAGACGCUUGUGCUCAUAAGCUAA